AACCAAAUACAAACCACAACAUUGAAGUGGGGGAGAGGGGGUAAAAAAUGAUAUUGUCAUUUUCCCCAAAAUUUAUGACCAGGGUUGUAGCUAGAGUUGUUGUUAUUAGGUUAGUUUUUCGAUGAACAAGAUGUUUCUGCACGUAACGAAGCUAGUAUUCUUGAGUAUCCAAUAGUGCUCUAUCUCUCUCUCCAUUAUCUACUAUACUAGAGCCCCUGAGAGGUGACAUACUGAGCAACUAUUUGGUUCUAUUAUAAUUAGCUUAGCUAGCUAUACUGACGCCACUUCAUUAAGAUCAGUUGGAGACAGAAAAAAGGAAACAGGCUUUACCUCACCUUUGAUACCUUUGAUAAUCAUUCAGUCUUCUAGACUUCGUCUACGUCGAUGACGCCGGCGACUUCUGUCUGUCUGUCUGUCUGUCUGUCUGUCUGUCUCUCUGUCUCUCUGUCUAACUAUCUAUUAAAAGGUAGAGCACGAGAAGCAGCAAAGACAUGCUGCAUCUGUUGAAUAAUAUUUCUUUAUGCUUUAAUAUAUUUCUAACUUGAAAAAUGAACAACUGUAAAAGUUUACAAUCAGCUUAUAGUUUAUAUAUGGAACAUGCUAGAAAGUACUAGUAAACAAGCUAUAGAAGUUUCAAGAAAGUUCAAAAUGAUGUUCAUAAUACAUGCAUGAUGUCAUGUUUAUGCAUGUGUAAAUGUUCUGGAAUAAUCCACUAUGUUCUAGUAUAUGGAUAGAGUGUAUAAUUUCAAUAACAUGUCAACUAUGCUGUUAGUAUCAGCCACUCCAUUUAGAGGCCACAUCAUAAUAGAUAUUAUUACUAUUAUUAUAUUAAGGGAGAUAGGAUGAGAAAUGUUUGUAGACUUGACAGAAAUAAUAGAGUUAAUGCCUUUCCAAACCUUGCGAAUAGACUGGGUAUAUUAAUAACCCCCUUCCAAUCUGAUUCACACUGUUAGAUCUAAACUCAAAUUCCUAUGCAUCAAGUCUGUCCCAAUUAUAUACCUUUAUUUUUGGUCUACAUAUAUAUACUAGUUGAUAAAGACCCGUGCAAAAAUCCACUUAGGCAAUAGAACAUUGAAAAAGUUGGUUGUUUAAGACGUUUUGCUGAAAAAAAAAAUUGCCAAAAUUUAGUUUAUUUGUUGCCUGUAACAUGUAGAGGUUGAAACGCUGAUCGAAAUAAUGUAUAGGAUCAUAUCUUUUCUACGAACGACUAAAGACAUAUAAGGGUUUAAAAAUUUUGCUGACAUCAGCAAUGGCCCGUUAAUAAUAAUAAUAAUAAUAUAUUUUUUACCAACAAUCUACAGUUACAAGUAUCCAGUAAAUAUAUAAAGCCUAGAAAUAUUAAUUCAUUUUUAUAUAUACUAUAUGUUAAAGCUUACCUCCUGAGAAAAAUCAAGUUGACCUAAAUCGAUUCAUAACAUCUUCAGAAAAAACAAUUUAACGUUUAUUUUGUUAAAAUCACUAUUGUAUUCAAGAAACCAGACAAUGUUUACCUCAUGUUUUUAAGCCUUCACCUCACUUGUUCGCCAUUUUGCAAGUGAGCAUUUAAGAGUAUAAUUAUGCGCCUGACGUCACUAGUUAGAUGCUCACAUUCGGACCCCCGGGAUGAGAGGCGAAACUUUGCGGAUGUGAUGUGAUGUGAUUUGUAAAAAAAAGUUCAACACGUUGAUGAAUAAGGACAAAUCCUUUUUUUAAAUAGUAAUAUGGCUUCUUGCCCACUUACCUAGUUGUCUUAACCACCAAAAGAAACAAGGUGUAUUUUUUUCAACUUUCCCAAAGAUCCAAAACAACGAACUAUAUGGAUCAAACUGAUCAGGAGAGAGGAUACACUUCCAAAGAAUUUUAAGAUCUGCGAAGCUCAUUUUACUUCCGAGUUCUUUGACUUUAGAAAGAAAAAAACAAAAAGGUUAGUAGAUUUUUUCAUUUUUAUCGUCAUUCAUCGAACUCAUGCGCUAUUAUCUAAUUCGAAUACGUUUACAUAUCAAAACUCACUGAUCAAAUUAAAAAUAUUUGCGGAUUCUAACUCACAAUAGCAACGACACUCCGCUUCGCUCGUCAUUAUCUUACACUUUCCACACUUGCACCACGUCCUUACAGCAACAGCAACACGUGAAGCGACUUCUUCUUGAAUAGUAUCCUCAUCACAGCUCUCCCAUCUGAAAUCCAAGUCAGUGCUUGGUCUAGUAUUUCGCCUGCUCAAAUUGAAAUUCUACAACAUUUUCCCUGUCGCUCUUUUUUUUUUUUUGCAUUGUAUUGCAAUUGAAUGAUGAUUUCUCAACCGAAGUUAGUAUUCAUUUUCAAAGUUUCCUGAUAUUUUCACGGGGGUAAACAUACUCAUUACCAAUGAAUUUCACUAGUAAAGUUUGAGUAAAUAAUUCCAAUGCGGAAGAUGAUUUACGAUCUACUAACAGGUGACGUCAGAGCACUCAAGGUGAAGAAAUUUAUAAAACAGCAUUGCGGAUGUUUUACCUCGUGUCGGAGGUGAAUUUUUGAAUCUUUGAAUAGGCAUUAUUAACUUAUAAGUGCGAAUUAAGGAAAAUAAACUUUAUAUUCGUAAAUCACGUAUGAAUAUGAGCCAAUUUAGGUCAACCUAAUUUUUCUCGGGAGGUAAGCUUUAACUAUAUCUGAGUAUAUGUUGGAGGGACAGGCCUAGGGAAACGCUAGGUUACACAGACAAACAAAUACAAAAAAAAUAAAUCUAGAACCAUGUAGAGUGUGGUACAAAAACGCGAAAAUUUUUUUUCAUAAAUUUAUAUCCUGUUACCUUCAUCAUAGACCUUGAAACGAUGAUCAAGAAAAUGUAUAGGAUCAUGUACUUUUGACAAACGGUUGCAGAGAUGGGGUUUAAAGGUUUUUUGAUGACGUCAUCAGCCCAUCUAUUCCAAAACGGAUUGGGAAACCAGGUUUUGGAAAAUUACCCAAAUUGGUCCUAGGUGCUCACUAGUUACCUACGCGGUGAAAAAUCAUUGACGUCACCACUUCGUUUCCAAGUUAUUUGACCUCUAAGUUUUAGGUGCAAUGUAAUGGCUUCAUUAAUUUAAAAUAGGAUAUUGACGUUAAAGUAGUGUUAUUGACGUCGCACUGUAACAUCAGAAAAUCUAACAUAUUAGACAUAAGUCUUUCGGUGAACUCAAAGGAAAAUGACGAUAUCCACUUUGCCUGUUACAAACAGACACAGUCUCUGUAUUAUUAUAAGAGAUACAGAUUCGUUAAAGCAUUCACUUUUCGUAGUGGAUAGGAGUUAGAAGUAGUAAAGUCAGGCUCAGUGUUAUGUUGUUCCUAGGCACUUCAGUUUCUAAUGGUGGAUUUGUAUGCCAUUCAUUCUUGCCAACAGAUUUUUUGUUGGAUUUCAGUAAAGUCUUCAGUGUUCUGCUACCAUUGUUAAAUAAAUUAUGCCUUUAUGCUGUAUAAGAAAGGCUUCACCUGUCUUGUAUAUUUAUUCUAUGCUACUAUAACAAAACAACAGCAUUAGCAACAUUUAUUUCAAAUGUUUCAGUUCUUACAAAAGUAUAUGUGUGCUGACUUCCUUGCUCUAUUUAUUGCAUCUGUGUGACUAAUUUUCUAUGCAAUUAAUCAUAGUUCCAUAAUAUUUUAGAAAAUAAAAAAAAAAAAGGCUUUCAAAGACAUGGGAUCUUUAACACUUUCUAAAAGUAUCGAAAAUGCAGAAAAAGCCCUGGCACUGUGCAUGUGCAACAAAUUUUUUGAAGCUGAAAGUUUUCUAGAACCAUUGGAUGAAAGCUGUAUGUAUCACACAAUUUCAAAGGCAACAAUAUCAUAUUUACAAGCACUUCUAACCUAUGAACAGGAAUAUAUCGAAAAAGCAUAUGAAAAAGUAAAGAUAGCUUCACACUUAUGUGACAGGUAUCGCAAACGACAGACAUGGAGCGAAACUUUUUAUAACUUUAUGGGAAGACCAUUCUUUGAUGAUUUUACAGAGCUGGAGCUGCAUGCUGAACUCUGUUAUGCAGAAUGUUUACUUGAGCGAGCGAUGCUGACAUUUAUUCAGGAUGAGAAUUUGAUCAGUUUCAUAAAAGGAGGAUUGAAAAUUCGAAGUGCAUACAAUAUGUACAGAAGUUGUAUGCAUGCAUUAGAGCAGAAACCAAAAGCAUUAGAAGAUUCUGAAAAUAAGAUCGAUUUUGAAAGCGGAGUUUACAUGGGAAUGGGAUCUUUCAAUGUGCUGCUAUCAUUGCUUCCCGCUAGAGUUCUCCGGCUGCUUGAAUGGGUUGGCUUUUCUGGAAAUAAGGCUAAUGGACUAAAAUGGUUAAAUGAUGGUUACCGUUUGAAAGGACUUCGGUCACCAAUAUGUACAAUUACAUUACUUGGCUAUCAAAUAGUCAUUUCACCAAUUCUAGGUAUUGGAGAUACAGACAUACCAUAUUCACAAUCAGUUUUAAAUGUUUACCUUGAAAAGUUUCCGAAGAGUUCCAUAUUUCUUUACUUUUCCGGCCGACUAAAACAAACACAAGGUCAACUGAAUGAAGCUCUUGAAUUAUAUGAAAAAUCAGUAUCGCUAAAUAUCGAUUGGCAGCAAAUGCAUCAUAUCUGUUAUUGGGAAAUGAUGUGGUGUCACAGCUUUCAGUCAAAUUGGCUAAAAGCAGCUGAAUAUGCAGAGAAACUUUCUAUUGAAAGCAAAUGGUCAAAGAGCUCAUAUCUGUACAUGCGAGCAGCUUUUUUGCUAAUGCAGCAGUUUGAAUUAAUGUAUUCUGGUAACGACAAAAAGAGAAAGAAGGCUCAGCAAAUGACGUCACAAAUAGAGGUUAUUUUGGACGAUGUGGGAAAAUACAAACAACGAAUUGCUGGAAAGUCAAUUCCUUUCGAGAAAUUUGCUGUGCGUAGGGUUGAGAAGUAUAAGGACGCAAAGAAGCUUAUUCUACCUGGUUUAGAAAUCAUCCAUAUUUGGAAUGGCUUUACGAUGUUUACUGAUCACACAGAGACACUUCGUCACUUUCUGCAUUUGUGUGAAGUAGCUUUAGAAGAAGUGUUGCGACAACCAGCCUCGAAAGAACGGAACGACGAUGUCUGUCUAUGUAAUUUAUUACAAGGAAUUUGUUUGCGUUAUUUGGGAGAAAUUAAAAAGGCGGAAAAGGUUUUCAAUGCAGUGACUGCCAGUCCACUAUCUUGUCACUCGAGUAAAAUGGAUAGUUAUUUUCCUCCAUACGCGUCAUGCGAACUGGGUUUUAUGUAUCGUGACGUCGGCGAGAAUGACAGAGCUCUUCACCAGCUACAACAUACGCUGAAACACUAUUCGAAGUAUGGGUUGGAAAGUCGUUUACACUUUCGAAUUCACAGUGGUAUCGAGUCUUUAAAAUCAUUGAACAUUGGACCUACCGCACCUACCGCAAAAACCGUUGAAGAAAGUGAAGCUGAUUUUUUUGAUGUUGAUGAGUACGCUGGGGAGACAGGUUAUGGUGCUUCGGCUGUCGAGAAAAACAAGUUACAACAUGGUCAUCUAGACUGCAAGAAUGAAAUGGCGCAGAAUUAUUCACAGCAAAGCAAAGAAGAAUUGUUAAACUGGGUAAAACCAAAGAGUACUUCCUUUAGCUUGUCCACUACUCAACCGGCCAACUUCGAAGAGAGUGCUAUUACUAAUUUAAUCGUUGAUUCAAAAAUAUCGUCUAAUUCCAAGCAAGGAAAAAAGACCAAACCUGUAGAGGGGCUCAUUUCCAGAGAGGCGUCACCUUUUCAUACACCGUGUGACUCGCCCACGUUAUCUGAAGCUUCCUCGACAAUAUCGCCUACUCAUAGCAAUUUAAUGAAGAAUGGCAAAGGACGGUUGGAAGUAAGAGUAACAUCCUUAUAACAAUGUCCACUUUUCCUUAACCACGUCUUUCUACAACUAGCAACAUUGUAAGAAGUUUGACUAAAAGUUAUUAAUUAUGCAAAGCAUAUUUGUUGUUGAGCUUCAAAUGUGUCUCAUGCUUCGCACACUUGUGCACUAAUAUAAAUUUCUCUAAAUUUACCUGAAAACGUAAACGCAUUAUCUUUGAAAUAUUUUAGCAUCAAAUUAAGUCUAAAACUGCCUGAAAGUUUUGUAGGAAGUACCUUUUUUCACAAAUAACUUCCUAAUUAAAUUUCGCAGAUCAAAAUUAAAUGCGCACAAAAAGAUUCAAAAUUGACCGUCCGCGAAAUUUUUCAAUGUCCAGCAUACUCCAAUUUAUAAUUGUGACUAAUUGUGAAAUUGAAUGCCUACGAAAGUUAAUUAAAUGUCCUAUCCUAGCUCCCUUUUUUUGUAAUCUUCCACGACAAAUUUGAACUUCGAAUUGUACGAGUCGAACUGGUCCGUUUUUUUUAAAACUCCUUGAAUAACCAAUUCAGCGCUCGGUUCUUUAAAAAUACUUUUUUCUUUUUUUACAUGCAUAAAAUUCAUUAUAUAUUUUAUUUUUUUAACAUUUUAAUAAAGUCAUAUAGUCCAAAUUUGCUGCAGCACACGAAUGGUAACUUGGGAAUUUGAUAUUAAUCUAGAUCAAAUGUGUGAUACUUGCUCAUCGAAACUAUUUUUUAUCGAGUCCUAAUAAAUUUGUUUUAUGGCCGCUAUGACAACCAUUAAAUGAUUAUACGAUUUUUCUGCAUUGAUUUUAGUUCGAAAAUUUGGUUAGAUUUAAUUUUGAAUUGUAUGUAACACUUAUUUAUAUUUGAUUUUAGUAGUAAACAAAGAUGUAAUUA
Molecule: messenger RNA, 6660 nt
Organism: Hydractinia symbiolongicarpus
Lineage: Eukaryota; Metazoa; Cnidaria; Hydrozoa; Anthoathecata; Hydractiniidae
Product: tetratricopeptide repeat protein 39B-like
Exons: 19
Coding region: 3623-5797 (724 amino acids)
Molecular function (GO): protein binding
Source: RefSeq, a predicted model, not a curated record